This is a messenger RNA of Toxoplasma gondii ME49, 11570 nucleotides long. RefSeq lists its product as hypothetical. Lineage: Eukaryota; Apicomplexa; Conoidasida; Eucoccidiorida; Sarcocystidae. The transcript has 12 exons. Bases 1620 to 8063 code for a protein of 2147 amino acids. The record is from RefSeq and is a predicted model, not a curated record.
CGGGAACGGGGUUUCCACAUUUCUGCGCAGUCGCGCGGCAGUUCCAAAACGGUUUUGGCAGAAAGCGAGGGUACACACGACCACAGAAAGUGGCGAAAGCGAGGAGUGCGAAAGAGAGAAGAGUCACUGGCUCAGCAGUCACGGAGACCGGAAAUGAGACAGAAUUCCGCGAGGUCUUCCGUCGGCGGUACCAGGUUCUCUAAGUCAACAUGGGGUCUCGCCGCCGAGUUCAAAGCAGAGCCACAGGGUACGCGAUUCGCCGUGUGCUUUUCUUAGAGCCUCUCCGGCAGCUUUCCCCAUAUUUUGGCACUCGCUUACCGCUGUCUCCGCAAGAUCUUCCCGCUCGGUCGCGAAUUGUGUCCAUUCUCCUCGCUUGAGCAGGGAAACCAGAGGAGCGGAGCUGUGCGCGCCCGCCCCGCCGAAAACCGCGCGGAGAAAACCAUGUCUGAAUCGCUCUGCAAGGAACACGAAAAAGCCGUACACGACGACGCUGUCGCUUUUGUUCGCGCGGAAGUUUGCUCGCGUUUCCUUUUUCUCUGCUCGUGCUUCCGAGGAUAGCAGUCUGCGGUGCCUGCUCUUGCUUGCCUUUCGUUUUCCGCUCUUCGUCCAUUUGUCGCGAAACGCACAGGCGCCUUCAGUCGCGCGUGUCGCACGGUUCCCUGUCGUCCGCCUCGCUGGAUGAAUGCGUACUGUUCCGUUUCAACGCAAUCCAGCUACAUGUGCGUCGGGUGCCAGCGUCACAGUUGGGCAUGGAGUGAGUGUUUUCUCGUCACUUUUCGGACGGUCUCUUCGUUCUACGGGCGGGAUCGAAACCUGGAUUUGUCCCGAGUUUUCUCGCGCCUUUCCGUCGCUCGGGACUCGCGGUCUUCGUUGGUCGACACACCAACUGCGGCGGUUCGUCUUGCCGCGACUCCUGGCGGCGACACGAAAGUCCAGACAAGGCCAGACAAGCAGGAGUCGACUUGUGGACGGUUUCUCCCUGAAAAAAGGGGAACCGGGCGAAAACUCUCGGCUUUUCUGGGGGACGACCACGCCAUCGCGGGUCACGCGUGGAGAGGUCACAGCUUUUCCUCCCCCGUGGCGACUUUGUGGCCACGAAGCUUGUGAGAGACUCGUCUCUGUUUUCCGCAACCACCGAUCCCCGACACCGCGAUUUUGUACAGGCACUCGACCUGCACAGACUGCACUCUACAGGGAAGUCCACAAUUUAAAUUUUUGGCUCAUCUAUACGCCUUUUGCCGUGCUAGGUCGCACACCGUCUGCCUACCGCCAGUCGUGCCGAAAGAAAUGCACACCCUUCCGCGUUCGGUCUUCUCCGUGGCUGACUGCUCGAAUGCUCAUCUCGAGAGGCACCUGACCGCCUUCAUUCGUUUUAAAGAGGGCGCCUCAGAGGACCUGGCGCCGGCACACGCGGAAGGCACAGCCGAACGGAGUUGCUUUUUCGCCAUCGUAUUUUGCGCCCCUCUCUGCCUUUCCGAGCAAGUGCAGCCCUCGUGUAGCAAAUCGGCGACGCCAUUGCCCCUUGGAGCACAGAAGAGAAUCUGGGGACUGGUGGUCGCGAAACACAUACCACGUCUCCACAAGCAGGCGUAGGCGGGUGUGUAGAUGUGCAGAUCGACAUGCACAGACGAGGACCGGAAAGAGGCAGAGGGGAGGAGACACUUGCGGUGGGAAGACAGCAGAAAAGAGAGCGGUGCACCGCAAAAAGCAGACGAGUCUGGAGAAGAGGAGGGCGGAAGAAUAACGUGCUGACAUUCCAGAGAAGGUCGGGACACCGAGCAGGAAACGCUCUCCUGCGCAAGGACCCGCCGGAGCAAUCAAUCGAAUGGACGUCGAGCCUCAUGCUUUCCAGAGAGAGAGCAGAAGGCGCGUGGUCCGCGUUUCUGGCUCUUGAUGCCUGCUGCGAGUUUUCCGGGGACCCGACAGCGACCGCAAUCUUGGGGGGGGGAAGCAGAGGCACUGUCAUCGCGGCUCGUGAAUCAGAGAAUAUUCGAGCCGACGAGGGGACGUCGGGGGGAAAGGGAAACAGAGGGCCGGGGAAGGCAUGUUUGAGCCGAACGGACACCAUGUCUCUGGCCUCUCCAGAAGCUGUACAUGUUGAGGCGUCGGCGACUACGCGUCCCUCGCCCCGCAGUUCGUUUCUGUCUCGCCUCUCUGUCUCCACAGAAGAGACGCAUGCACUCACUGCGGGCUUGUCUCUGGAAACGGCGCUGUCUCCUGCAGAAGCGGAGAAGACUCGGACGCCGUCGUCAGGUUCUGGACGCUCCUCCAGCGACUCGGAAGCCAGCUGCAAUCCCUCGCCGGCGCCUCUAGAGGAGAGACAGACACAGGAAAAGAAAGGGCCAAAGGGAGAACAAGAGACUAAGGCAAAGAAAGAAACGAAGGAAGCUUGGACGUCCGAGCUGGGGGUCUCUUCUGCAGAGAGAGAGACUUCAGCGAUGGCUGUGGCGUCGAGCGGGAAGAGAGAGAAGUCUGUCGACGGGACUGGGGAGAGCGACGGCCGAGGCUUUUUGUCUCCGGAAGAUGCGGAGACUUCGGCUUGCCCAGCGAGCGACAGAGACUUGGAAAGCACGUCCGGAGAGUUGUUUGUUGAGGGAGACAAGGGAGACGCUUUGUCUGGGGUUGCCUCCAAGAAGGAUCAUGCAUGGGCGACCGAAGCCGACGCAGAGCACAUCGAGGAGGACGGAGAAGUAGAAAGAGGAGGAGAGAAAGAACGCGCAUUUGUGGCGUGUGAGAACUCUGUGUGGGGCUCUACGGAGCCGACGAUGGAAGACGGAAAGACACACGAGGAGACAGAAGAGGAGACGAAGCAGACAGAAGAGGAGACAAAGGAGACACACACGGGGACGACGGAAACACAGGAGGAGACGACGGAGACGACAGAGGAGGCGAGGAAAGAAGGAGCGAAGGAACGAUGCAGGGGAGAGAAGACAGGUGAACACAAGGGACGCUCGGCGUCACAAGGAAAGGGGAGGAGAGACGCGGAAGGCGACCCGGAAGGAUCGGCGCGACAUGAAGGAGAGAAGACGGCGCCGGCUAGGACAGUUGGAGACGGUGAAGUCAAGUACAGAGAGGAAGACACACGCUUCAAUGAAAAGGAAGGGCAGAAGCAGCCGGAGAAAGCUGGCGCACCCCGCGAGGCGGUGGAAGUUGUCGCUUUGUCUUCCGUUUCUUCGUUCUCCAGCACGCCAACUCACGAAGGAGAAGCAGAAGAUAGCGGCUACAAGCGACAGGAGAGUCUGGAAGUCUCCGCUUUAGGUGAUGAGCCACGAAAGAAGAAUCGAGGUGGAGAAGUAAGGAACUCAAGUGGCGAUCGUGCAUGUACGCAGCUCGCGGACACCGUCACUGGCGAGCGCAGCGCUGCAGCCGAAGCCGCUUCACCUAGCAUUCGCGGAGAAAAGGAGGAGACAGUGUGCCCCUCAGGCGCGGAGCCAACGAGUGCGAAAGAUCACAAGACAACAAGCGACGAAGACAGAGAGACAGGGGCCUCUGCCCCCGCAGCAAGAACGCCCCGAGCCCAAGUCGAGAGAGAGAAACCUACACUUGAUGAACACGGCGAAGCUUCCGGAAACGGCCAGUCAUAUUCAGUUUGGGCUCUUCUGGGCUUCCGCGGCGACGUUUCGCGCCCGAGAGGCGGCAAAUCUGUUCCGCAGCAACCAGGCAACGUCACCAAGGCAACGACUGAAUGGCAGUCCGGCGCAGAAGGUGACCCCCCAGUGUCAACAUUUGUGGGGCCGUCGAAGGGCACUGAAGCCCCGCCAACGGCAGCACCUUCCUCAAAUCCCACAGCUGCUGUCUUCUCGGCUUCUCGGACUUCUGUCGACCACGCCGCCCUGCAGUUUCUGACUGUCCCCCGAGUCUCCUUCCGGACCGCCUUCGCGGGCCAGCUCCCCCACCAGCACCGGCAAGGAGGUGGAAGGUCGUUUGAGGCCAGAGACGCGGGCAGUGGAGGCACGGCGAGCAGCGCGUCCUUCGGGACUCACUGGGCCGCCUUGCCAGGCUUCGGAGCCUCUCACGACUCUGGAAGGUCGAGCGCGAGUGCGAGCCCAGAGGGGGGAAACCGACGCCAGACCUUCAGCCCACGCCCCCACGCCGCGUGCUCCGCUGGCCGCUCGCCCACUUUCGUUCUCCCUCUGACGCGCGACGCUCAGGCCUUCCCGGCGCAAGCUGGCCUGGGCAGCGAAAAGAGCGGCGGGAAGCGGGGACGCGGCGAGGGGGCGAGACCCGUUGGUGGGGCUGGGGAGACUCGCGAACGGGCCGGAUCUGAAGACAGGGCGCUCGGGAGUUCGCAUGCAAAUGCGGCGCUGUAUCGAGAGAGAGACGGCGGAAGAGGCACGCAGGGACAGCGAAGGAGCAGCACCUGCAGGGGAGAUCGCGCGAGUCCACGGUCGAGUGGCGAAGCGAUGGACUCCUCGGGGGGACCUCAGGAAAAAGGCCUUGGUUCGGGGCGCGGGCGGUGGACAGGGACGGGAGCUGCGGCCCGAAGUUGCUCGAGAAACGAUGAAAAAAACUCGGCAGCACACUUGAGAGACACCGUGGAAUGUGCAAUCGCCCGGGAGGGUGGUGUGCUGCCUUCAUCGUCAGGUUGUCUCUCCGGGAGAAAGCGUGGAGCUGGGGCGAGAAGCGCGGCCGCGGGGGUCGCGCUAGCUGAUGUGCAUCGGCCCGGAGACUCGCCGGAAGGCGUGCGAGGCGCCAGCCUCCUCGGGGCCAUUCCAGGGCGAGGGCCGCGAGCCGGGAAGACCAGGGGAAGAAGCGAGAGCUUUGCCGAUCCUUCGCUUCAAGCGCCGCUGCUGCCGGUGGCACCGCAGAAGCAGAGCUUGUCCGCACACAAAGGCGACGUCCCCAACGCUGAGGCGCGGAACAGGCACGGCGCCGCUUCGGAGACAGGGCCGCAAACCGGAGACAGUCAACGGACUCGGCGAGGGAGCCUCUGUGGGGCGAGCGGAAGGGCCGCGAGUACGGUUGCACCCGUAGAGUGCGGGGGGCGAGAGGUGAAGGUGAGCAUGCACAGCACUGAAGGCAGGGAGGAUCCGAAGAGCCAGCUGGCAGAGGCGCCGCUUCUGGCGCGGCAGGUGAAUGCCCCGCGAGAGGACGCUGGGGUGCAUGCCGCCGCGGGCCAGAAAAAAACGAAGGGCGGAGUCCAGGGAGAGGAGGAACUAGGCCAGGGAGCAGGCAGCUCGAAGAGUGCAUUGGGAAAGACGGGGGCUCAGAAAGAAGGUGACGCCAAAACGCGGAAGGGCGAGCGCGAGCGGCGCUCGCCGCCGCAGGGAUUCGGGAGAACCGGCGAGGUUGCGGAGGAGAGAGACAAAGACGAAAGAGACGAAGCGUCAAAAAAGGGGAAGGAGCACGAGAAGACACGAGAGAGUCUCGCUUCCGCUCCUCCCGCGGGGUCCACAGACGGCAGUGGCGAUGAUCAGAGGCCAGAAGAGAGCUCUGCGGCGGAGACGUCCCGGGCGUCCGGCAAGGAGGCUGUUCCUGGCGACAAGAAAAAAGGCUCUGCAAAGUCUAAAGUCAAUGGGAGUGCGCCUGUGGCCCGCUCGACUGCGAUUUUUGAUGAGAGAAGAAGCAACUCCAGUGCUGGAAAGGACGGAAAGAAGGAGGGGCGGAAGAAGGCGUCUCUCGCGUCUGCGGCAUCUGCGAGCAAACCAGUGGCUGCCUCCGCUCAGAUGGAAAAGUCUGAUUCUUCGCAGACAACUGGGGCGCCAGGGGAUCGAAAAUGCGCUGCUCUCUCGACUUCUGCAACGGCUUCAGAGUCGCUGAAAACGGCAGCGACAGGUGCCUCCAGGAGAGCUGGAGCGACAGGCAAGCGAGGGAUGGUGAAGGCUGAAGUGAAGCCCACCUUCACACGCGGCGACGACCAGGCCGUAGACCGGACAGGAAGUCUUCGUUUUCGCCGGAGGAGUCGCACAGACAGCGCCGGCCCCUGCAUGCACGGCGCACUGGCGACCAAUGGGGAGACCCACGGGUCCGGAGUGCUGCUGCCUGGCUCAGGCGUCAUCGGAGGCCGCGAGACUGCUUCGCCUAUGUGUGCCUCGCGGCUUGCACUCUUGCCUGGACUCCAGCCCGGCGCGGCUUGUAGACGGAGAGGAGAGAGAGACGUCUGGGACUUGCCGACAGGGAAGCCGGAGAGCGAGACCGCGUGCGAGGCCGGCACCUUCUUCACUUUAGGAGACAUCCGUCAGGCGGAGCGGGAGAUCGAGGGCGGGAACAUGUCCCUGAGGCAAUUUGUGGCGGAAAAGAAGGAGAAGACUCGCAGAGAGGAGGAAGAGCGACGACAGCGCGAGUCCGUCGAGGGAGACGGGAGAGACCGGGACGCGAACGGCGAGGAAAACGCUGCAUGCAAAAAGCCCCGCGCCGAGUGGAGUGGGAAGGGAGCAGCAGAAGGCAAGUUUGAGAAACGAAAUGCAGCACAGGGACUUGGCCCAGACAAAUCCACCAUCGCCGUUGGACUCGGGGGUGUGGCUCUUCAACAAGACGUCGAAGAAGAGUUCUCAGUCUUCGAGUGCGAGGACCCAAACGUCGUGGUUUUGCCGCCACAGCCGUCUGCACAUGCCUUUCUUGCUUCUGGCCUUCGGGCAGCUGCAUCUCCAGCACCGUUGGCUCUCCGAGGGAGUAUAUCUCCGCAGCAGGCAGACCUUCGCGCAGAAGACCGAAGCGACAAGAUGCCACACGGCUUCGAGCGACCUGCGACGUUUCCGGCUCGACGCGCACAAGCCCCCAGGACCAAGAGUACCGCUACAAGCCGCGAUCCACCGGCCGGCUUCUUCCGGAUUGCCUUCGGAGGCACUCCAACGGGCGCCUCAGGCUACGCCCACAGCCCCACUCCCGCAGCCCUGCAAAAAAGCUGCCCUGGGGUGGGUGCCCAGGACGGCCUCGUCCCGCAAGGCCAUCCGUUCGGCGGGGCGCCGGACAAGCUCCUCUUCCCGCCACAGAAAGCUCCCAUGGAUGAAGCUGCUGGCCGUGCUGCCGGGCGCAAGCUGAUGGCUCUCCUCGGAGUGAAAGCUUCUUCUCUGCCCACCGCAAGUGCCUCAGUGGGGCAUCCGACGCCAGUGGUCUCGCAGCCUCGUCCACCGACGCCACAGCGCCUUGGGGGCCUUCCGCUCCCCGGUUCGGGGGCUCUUUCGUUCAGAAGUCUCUUAGCCGCAGUCGAGGCGCAACAGGCGCAGCGGAGACAUGCGCAGGUCCCCAGAGAGGACGUCCAGGUGGCGCGAGAGAAGUCCGAACUCCUCGCUGAGCUGGGCCGAGCAGCCGUGGGUUCCUUCCCAACCAGGCCGACCGCCGCCCCCGGCUCGGCGCCCGCAGUAGGGGCGGAGGGGUCACCGUCGCUGGCGUUUCGCGGCGCGGCGUCUGCAUCGGUUCCUGACUAUUCGUCUGCCUGCCCGCCGCAUGUGGGUCACCGCCCGCCAUCCGCAGGUUUUCACGAUGCCCUCUUCUCGCCUUCUGCUUCGAGUCGCGCCUGUCAGAGGCCGCCUCUCGGACCACCUUCGACGCAGCCGUUCGAGGGAGAGAACACAGGCCCUCGAGCCUUUCCACAGGGCCAGGGGGUCGCCCUGUUUCCCCACAACUUAUUCGCCCACGCGACGCCUCGCCCUGCUGCCGCGGACCUCCUCAGCUUCCCUGGCAGGGACGCAGACGCUGCUCAUGUGCUCACACGGUGGAUAGGACGAGGUGCAGCAAGGCCUCCUGAGGGCAGCGCUGCCAUGCAGAGAGAGCCUCGCGAACCGGCGAAAACUGCGCGUCGCGGUCUGCCAGAGAGAGAAGCGAAGGAAGAACACACAAGAGGAUUACAGCGCGGCAGCGAAGGACGCGAGGAUGUCCGGUCCUUCGCCUCUUUCGGCCACCAGCCAGAAGGCGUUUCCUCUCCGCAGCUCGCUGCAGCCUUGGCACUCCUCGCGAAUGCGUCAGCAGCGAACGAGUCGGCUGCAGGGAGAAAGCGAGAAGAACCGGGAAGCGACAGUGGAGACCGCGGGCGCACCCCACACGCUGAGGCAACUCCUGAGGCCGCUCUCAUAACGGCCCUGCGGGCAGUCAUUCAAACCAGCAGGCAGCAGCCGAGUGCUUAAGCACGCUCGAUCUGGUCUACCUUCACAUGAAGUCUCACAGUUACAUAGCAUGUAUACAUCGAAACAAAUGUAAACAUGUGUACAUGUAUGUGUAUGUAGUCGUCUGGAUUGGGGUGGGCGUGGGCGCAUGGUGAUAUCGCAGCGAGAGAAAUGGACGUCCAACGCUGUUUGGAUUGCGCGAGGCCCAGUAACGCCUUCACUGGGAGGACGAGACAGGUUCGGUGUGCGUCCUCACCUGCGCUGGUGCGAGUACGGCGCCGACCAAACGCAUUGACGAGGAAGACAGUGUAUGAAAACAUUGGACCGGCCGGAACGGCAGACGAGCUGCAUGGAAUAGAUCGGGUGCGUCUGAACCGCGGCGACCAGUGUUUUUAUGUCUGUGUCUGGAGAUCCGAUGGGGCAGUUUGAGAAGCACGUUGUACGCAUGUGGACCUUCUUUCUACAGCCUCGAGGCCUGUUUUGUGGCGGAACGCAUGCGGCCCGUCGGCUCGCGAGCGCCGCCCGCGAAGGGAAGCCUCCUCUGUCUUCCGCGAGUUUGCGACAAGAGACCGAUCUGCGACAGGGAGAACGAGCGGACCGACGGUGGGCAGGAAAAGAAAAAUGUAGAAAAAGAAGGAUACCCCAGCGUGGAAAGAGCAGAAAGACUGGGUCAGGAAGGGACAAGGAAUCUGGGAGAGGAACGAGAGGAUUUAUACAGAGGCACGUGACGGAUCUCGCUCUCUCGAGCCUCGCAGUGGUGCGCGCUUCAUCUGUUUCGUGUCUCCGUCAAGAAUCUCAGGUCUCUGAUUUUUUUACGGUGCGUUUUCGACAGCAGCUCUGCGGCGGAACCCCCAGAGAAAUCCUCGGCCGAAAGCGAGAACCGAUUCGAGUACGGCUGGCGCGAGCAAGGCAGAUGCGCGUGUGUUUGUGUCUUCGUGUUUGCGUUCUCCGUUUUUUCCUUCUUCAUGUUUCGCCAUCGUUCUUUCGAGGGCUGUAUCCGACUCCUGAAUCACGCGCCGGUGUGCGCGUUUGCGUCACAGUGCGUAAAUCUCGUUCUUCAGGGGCCGUUCCGUGAAACCGCCGGAUUCGCGAGUUGUCUGUUAGGCGUCAGUUGGUCUCCGCAUAAUUCUGGAUUUUUAUAAAACAGUCAGACGUAAGAAAUGGGGGGCGGUUCCCUUUUACAGUGAGACGCGCGUCGUCUGGCCCGCGCGCUGGCGCUGCUGUUCCGAGCCCCGUGGUGCACCCUGGCGAUGAGAAUUGCGGGAGAGGAAAGAAUACACUCUUUCGCGACCUCUGAAACACAGGAUCCAACGUCACAGCGAGGCGGGGACGGGGAAUGGGGAGCAAUGUGAAGUCGAGCUCUACCGGACGCGUGGAGUCCACACUGGCUUCCAUGGCGCGUGUGGCGCAAGUCCGCACAAGAUCUUUGCAGAGGCGGAGCUUCCGUGGGCCGAUCAUCUUCGAUACACGUCGGCUUUUAGGCUCGUCGCAUCCCCUUCGUUCUGUUAUCUCUACACAACGGCGCUUGACGUCAGUCGCCGAAGGCUGUGUCGCGUUCGAAAGAAUGUUUUUGUUUAGAGUUUCUACAUCCGCAACCGUGUGUACAUGUACAGCUGCACCUACAAACUCAAAUCUAUGCUGAGACGUAAACCCGUACCCAUGUAUCCAUAUGUAUGAAUGCAUCAUAUGCGUGCGUGUGUGUGUGGUAUUUACAUUUCGGGAGUCUGUCUCUGAAAUAUGGUUUCACGUGGAAAGAAGAGCAGCGGCUGGCCACCCGGCGUUGGCGCUGCAUGCACUUCGGGAACCAGGGUCUAGGUAAAGAUGCCCGUUUGUGUCGCCUCCUUUCUGUCUCUCGCUCUCUUCGCUUCCAGUCCGACGCUCGAUGAGUGCGCAAGCAAGGGAUACAUUUUGUGCGCUUCGAGUUGCCACAGCCUGCCUGCUGCUGUACGCCACAUACACAUGCGUCGCUUCGAGCGGCAGAGCCGCGUACCUGGAGGCUCGCGCAUGCGCGAAUCCUGUCGCCCUCUGCAUUGCAUACGGCGACAGGAGACAUGUACACGCAACUACGGCGUUUUCUAUUGUAUGCGUUGAGACUUCGCCGGGUGCCUACAUGUGGACCGUGAGUGCGAAAUCCUUUGUCAGUAAAGAUAACAGCGGAAGAGAACCGCACCCGAAAAGCGAAAAGACAAGCAGAGUUUGAGGAACGGAAUUUGCAAACAAACGAGCGUCCGGAAGAGGGUCGCUGUAAAGAGCCUUGUGGGUUGUGCCUCUCAGGAAGACCUGAGGAACGUGCAUGCAGAGUAUAUCUUAGCCUUUCUGCUUCGGAACGGCAGCGAAGGAAAAGGGGUCGAAGCGCUCGAAAAUUGUGAAGAAAAGGCGAAAGCGAGAGCCCCGCCGUUGUUCGGCUCGCGUCACGCUUUCGUUCUGCGCGAAGUGCGUCACCCUACGUUGGGGAGUUCCAGAAAAAAGCGAACUUGUUCGUCUUCCGUGCAUUCUCAACGGGAAUCGUUUUGGCCCUCGCCUUUGCUGCACCGCCUGCUUACCGCCGCGUCCCUCUCAUUCGAUCUACAUUUAUACAUAUACUCAAGUACGUGGAUCGGAUGUCUACAUUCAUCUGUUUAAGUAGCAACACACGUUGAAUGUCUGUGUAUGUACAUGCAUUUAUGUACAUACGUUGGAUACGUGUAACGGGGUGAGAGAAGUCUCUCUCUGGACCCUGUAUGUUUGAUCAGGCGCAUUGCGAUUCACAAGGUUUUGUAGUUUAGGGCGUUCUGAAAGCAGCAAAUGCACAGUCGCAGCUUCUCCGGGAGACUGCGAACAAUGACACAAUAGUGGGAUCUCCAGCGUGUGGGGGUUAGUGUGAAUUCUACCGCGUGUCUGGUCCGAUUGGUUGAUGCCUAUCGCGUCUGUCUCUGUUUCUCCGGCGGUCGGUAGCCCAGGUCAUGGGAGGCUGACGGUUUCCUCUCUCAAGCCAAGGCAUAGUUGCAGGUCGGCCACGAAACGUCUCGACGUUUCCUGUUUCCUCAGAAAGGCGCUUCCGGAUGUGCGCGGAAGCUCGGGAAAACGUUUGCCUUUCUUAAAAAGGGAUUUAACGAUGAACCCCCCGCACCUGCGUGGAGACUUGGGAGCAAGAGGGCGAAGCCCGCAUCGAUUAUUGGGGAGACCCGCUGUCGCUGUGGAAACGCUUAGAGAGAGAACGCCCGUCUUGGCGGAUGGACAGAAAGAUGUGAAACGGCGAGUGUGUGCGAACACCGAGUCUUCGUUUCCUCCAGUUCGUCUGGGUCAUGAUGCCAAAAAUAAUGGUUCUCUUUGUGAAACGCGCGCCGGUGGUAACAACUCGACGUAAGCCGAAGUUCACGCAAACAAGGAGGCGUGCGCGUUGCCGUGAUUUCUGUCUUCUAAGAGCCGAGUGUCUCGGUAGACUUUGGACAAAAGUGGAGAAAUCGAAGUCGCAGAAAUGUCCGCAAACACCAAGCGCCGGCCUCCCCCACCAUCCCGACAUAAAAACGACUUCUUACUGCCACACGG